AUGGCUACAACGAUCGAUCGUGAAAAGGAAUGCCCUUUCUUGUUGCGUAUCUUUACACGAGUGGGUGGUCAUCACGCAAAUCAUGAGUAUACCAUUGACUCUGUGCCAUCAACAGACGAGUUGCAACUUUACACUUGGAUGAAUGCCACUUUGGAGGAACUAGCACAGUUGAUUCAAGAAGUAGUACCUGACGCACAACAUCCUGAUGCUCGUGUAGCAUUUCGACUGAUAUACCUUGACAGCCAACGAGCCACGUAUCGAUCGAGAGACAUUGGACGUGUUGUGAACGCCAAAGCCAACAAUGAUCAACAAAAGACCCUUGACGACUGCCGAUUCUUUAUUGGCGAUUAUUUGGAUGUCGCUAUCUACAUUGGUCCUCCAAAACAUGUAUCACGACGAGGCAGCGAUUGGGGUGCUAGAGAAGGUGGUGGUCCCAUGCGAAAUCGAUUAGGCGGUGGUGGUGAUCGUAGCGGUGGUGGUCGUUUUGGAAGAGAUCGUGGAUCGUUCCGUAGAGAUGACAGGCCUUUUGGAAGACGAGAUCGUUUCUAA
Messenger RNA from Lichtheimia ornata, 549 nucleotides. RefSeq lists its product as uncharacterized. Lineage: Eukaryota; Fungi; Mucoromycota; Mucoromycetes; Mucorales; Lichtheimiaceae. The transcript is spliced from 4 exons. The coding region runs from base 1 to 549 and encodes 182 amino acids. Gene Ontology annotation, molecular function: transcription factor binding; transcription corepressor activity. The record is from RefSeq and is a predicted model, not a curated record. Gene Ontology annotation, biological process: negative regulation of DNA-templated transcription. Gene Ontology annotation, cellular component: nucleus.